Messenger RNA from Brassica rapa (field mustard), 988 nucleotides. Its product is annotated as AMSH-like ubiquitin thioesterase 2. Gene Ontology annotation, biological process: protein K63-linked deubiquitination. Gene Ontology annotation, molecular function: K63-linked deubiquitinase activity; metal-dependent deubiquitinase activity; protein binding. NCBI's taxonomy places the organism in Eukaryota, Viridiplantae, Streptophyta, Magnoliopsida, Brassicales, Brassicaceae. The record is from RefSeq and is a predicted model, not a curated record. Gene Ontology annotation, cellular component: membrane; endosome.
UGCGACGGUUUGUUUGAUCAUCUUCCACUCACUAAAAGCAAGCUCAUCAUCCAGUAGAGCACAGAUGCUUCGAUGGUAACGCUGUCGUUUCCAUCUCCCUCGCUCUCUUUCGUAGAGAGCGGGACAUGUAGUAAAUCAACUCACGUUUCUCGGGUUCUGUUCUCUGGUCCGGAUGAGGUUCACGGAGAAUCGUCUGAACCAUCCAAGAUACUAAGAGAUGUUCAUAUAUCAGAGAGGUUGAUGGAGGAUUUCACUGAGCUAGCGAGAGAGAACACUGAGAAGGACCUCGAGACUUGUGGAACUCUCGCUGCCUUCCUCGAAAGAGGAGUUUUUUAUGUGACCACUCUGAUAAUACCUAAGCAAGAAUCAACUGCGAACUCUUGUCAAGCCAUGAAUGAAGUGGAUGUGUUUUCUAUACAAAACGAAAGAGAGCUUUAUCCUGUUGGGUGGAUUCAUACUCAUCCUUCUCAGGGCUGUUUCAUGUCAUCAGUCGAUCUGCAUACCCAUUACUCGUAUCAGGUAAUGGUGCCAGAGGCUUUUGCAAUUGUCGUGGCUCCAACAGAUAGCUCUAGGAGUUAUGGGAUAUUUAAGCUAACGGACCCUGGAGGAAUGGAGAUACUGAGAGGCUGCUCGGAGACAGGAUUCCACCCACACAAAGAACCGGAAGAUGGAAACCCGGUUUAUGAGCAAUGCUCAAACGUCUACAAGAACUCCAACCUUAGGUUCGAGAUUUUCGAUCUGCGCUGAGGUAAGCAACAACCCUUCAGUGGCAGGCAAUAUCAGUGAAAAAAAGGAUCAAGCUUGAUCCACUGUGAGAGCUAAAAAGAUAUCAAAUAAAUAACCAUAAACUUAACCGGAACUGUAUAUUUUUUUUAAUCAAAAAAGUCUGUCUUUAUUGAGGUUAUAUGAACACAAAGUCAUCUUGUAAUAAGCUAAGAAAAUGUUAAUAAUUUUUUAUUGUAUAAAUGGUUGUAUCUUUGCUCUUUCA